GCAAUUGAUGGCCUCCCCUUUUCCCGGGGAGGGGCGACCGAUUUACUAUAGCGGGAGGGCGCAGCCGGCGGAGCUUUACGGCCUCAAGGGGAGCAUCAUCACAGCCCCGGGGGGGCCAGAGCCCCUCCAUCCCCGCUGGCCCCUGGGCUGGGACAAUGCCUCUAGAGGUAUCGUGGCCCUUCCCGCCGGCCCCCGGGCUGCCCUGGGCCCUGGCCAGCCGCCUCAUCAUGGGGCUGGUCGGCACAUAUAGCUGCUUCUGGACGCGGUGCAUGAACCGGCUGCAGGUCCACAACGAGGAGGUUCUGUAUGAGCUGAUUGAGCGGCGUUGCCCAGACACUCCCCUUAUCACCAUCUCCAACCACCAGUCCUGCAUGGAUGACCCCCACCUCUGGGGCGUCUUGAAGCUGAGACAUGUUUGGAACCUGCCGAAGAUGCGGUGGACUCCCACGGCUGCAGACAUCUGCUUCACCCAGGAGCUGCAUUCACGCUUCUUCAGCCUGGGGCGCUGUGUCCCUGUCUGCCGAGGUGAUGGUGUGUACCAGCGGGGUAUGGACUUCAUCUUGGAGAAGCUGAAUCGGGGAGAUUGGGUCCACAUCUUCCCUGAGGGGAAGGUGAACAUGAGUCACGAGUUCAUGCGCUUCAAGUGGGGGAUCGGGCGCCUGUUGGCAGAGUGCCACCUGCAUCCUAUUAUCCUGCCACUGUGGCAUGUAGGGAUGAGUGAUGUGCUGCCCAACGCCCCCCCCUACAUGCCCCGCAUUGGGCAGCGGAUCACUGUUCUUAUCGGGCAGCCAUUCAGUGUCCGGCCCAUCCUGGAGACUCUCCGGACCCAGAACAAGUCAGCGGUGGAGAUGCGCAAGGCACUGACUGACUACAUCCAGGAUGAGAUCCGGAGCCUGAAGAGCCAGGCUGAACAUCUACACCAGGCCCUGCAACCCCCCUGGUAGUGCAGGGGGGGUGGGAGGCACUCCUACAUCAGACCUGCCCAGCUUCCCCCAUGGAGCCAGCUAGGUUCUAGCAGAGGGAGCAAGCUGCCUGGGAGCAUAAUGGGAGAAUCCUGUGCUGCUUCCAUCUGCUGUACCCUGAGGGAUGAUGGGAGGUUUUCCCCUGGGAGGCUGCUGCAAGGGGUGAUAGGAGCCCUCCAUGCUGCUGUUACAAGGGAUGGUGGGAAAAUCUCUCCUUUCCCCUAUUUGAUUACUGCAGGGAGGUCCUGAUGGUUUGUGGGGGCUGUGCCCCUAGCCCAAAGGAUGGAAUACUUCUCCCCUCCCCUAGAGCAGGACUCCUAACCCCCUGCAUUCUGGACCACUUCCCCUUUUAAUCAGGACAAAUACCUUAAACUUGGGUACCCUGGGGGCUCUGAUCACUGUCCUCCCUACAGUGUUUGCAAAGUAUUCUGGGUAAUGGGGGUGUAUUUCCUUCCCCCAAAACUUGUCCCUCUCAAUAAGGUUGAAGCCCCCCCCAAAGUAGGGAACGGACUUCUGUGCUGUCCCCCAGCUUCCUGUAGGGUCUGAGGACUGCAGCCUGCUCCAAGUUCUGUCUCCUUUUGUUUUUAUAAUGUGAAUUUUUCCAAUAAAAGAAAAAGCUUUCCCCCCCA
Messenger RNA from Alligator mississippiensis (American alligator), 1591 nucleotides. It is a transcript of the gene TAFAZZIN, whose product is annotated as tafazzin, phospholipid-lysophospholipid transacylase. The record is from RefSeq and is a predicted model, not a curated record. Bases 156 to 944 code for a protein of 262 amino acids. Gene Ontology annotation, biological process: inner mitochondrial membrane organization; cardiolipin acyl-chain remodeling. NCBI's taxonomy places the organism in Eukaryota, Metazoa, Chordata, Crocodylia, Alligatoridae. The transcript has 11 exons. Gene Ontology annotation, molecular function: 1-acylglycerophosphocholine O-acyltransferase activity. Gene Ontology annotation, cellular component: mitochondrial membrane.